CUGCUCUCUCUCUCUCUCUCUCCUUCCCUCCCUCUCUCCCUCCCUCAAGACCCAACCUUCACCACCAACCCCUGCAACUCCUACACCCCCCACCCACAAACCUCCCUCUGCCCACCCGAUUUAGCAGAUGGAGAGAGAGAGAGAGAGAGAGAGCUGGGGAGAGAUUAAAGCAAGUUGCUGCCUAGAAAGAAGACAGAGAGAGAGAGAGAGGAAGUAAUAAUCAGAGACAGACAUGUCACAGUGUCUGUGUAACACACACAGACAUUCCAAUGGUUUGCUAUAAAGGGACCUGGUUUAAGGCAUUUGUGGAGUGAUGUAAUCAGGGAACCAAACCAGCGAAUCAGAAGGAAUGGGGGGACGGGACUUGUAUGUUAAUAAUCGAUUGACUGACACAGCCCCUCGACAUGUCAGUUUCCCCCGAAUGAUAUUGACUAAAAGUCACACACACGCACACACAUUAUCAAUUGCCCAGAGAUACAGUAUCCAAACGCUACACAUGGGAACUCAGCGUAGCUGAGAAACAGUGCUGACCACACACACACACACACACGUAUACUGGAGAAAAAGGCUUUAUACUUUUAUCUGCCUUUUUAUUUUCAAAAAAAAACUGUUUUGCCAACCUCCUCUCUCCUUGGAAUAUCGAGAUGCUCCCGGCUUUCUCUUUCCCUGUGAACCUGGACCGGAGCAGGAACAAAGAGCAGCUGGAAGCCAGCUUGGCCGGUCUGAGGGAGCUCCAAAUCUUAAGGCAGAGGCAGGAGUACAUAGUACAAGAGGCUCUCCACAUCGCCGGUAGCGGCAGACCGGAGCCGGGGCAGCUCAACUGGGAUUUAAACGGCGAGGAGAGCUUGUAUCCCAGCUUUAGAGAAACAGGAGCUAACAGCCUCAGGAGGUAUCUGAAUGGUCUGAGACGUCAAGAGGCCACAUUGCUCACCCCUCUCCAGCAACUGGAGAGACAGGUCAAUGACCUCCGACUGGAGGCGACCCAGACAUCAGGUGGGGAGCUGGAAAUUGACAGCCGACCAAGUUCUGGCUUCUAUGAACUGAGUGAGGGUCCUUCCCCUGCUCUCUCCGAUUCCUCCGCCUCAAUCUUUGCUGAAUGUUUUUCCAAUUUCCAAUCUGCUUCAUGCAACUAUCCGUGGAUUGGCUUGGCAGAGGCUCGCAUGAAUUAUGCAAGUGAACGACCUAAAUCUUUAGCUGAGCCUCUGCACUUGGACCGGGAUGAGAGUCUGAGCUAUGCCGACAGCGACUAUGUCUCCUCUGUGCCCCGUUCAUUCUCAACCAAUCGCGCGGACUCAUUCGAGGCCCUGAUGGACGUACAACCCAAGUACCAGUGCGACCUGAUCACCCGCGACGGCCUGGACCUCUUCCCAUAUCCUAGCCCCCUCCAUGCCAUGGCCGUGCAGAGCCCGCUGCUGUGCCAGGCGCUGAGGGCCAACAGUGAGGAGAAGCCCAUGUCGCCCACCUCCUACCUGAGCAGCUACAAGCUGGACGACGACGGCGAAAUAUUCUUCGGCUCCCAGGGCGAGAUGCCUCUGGGCCUGGAGGCCGUGCACUCGAAGAGGCUGGAGAAUUACAUCACAGGCCUGGUGCACAAACGUAUUUAUCCAGUUCGGCCCAACAAGCUGAGGACUAGCCUCAGCACGGAGGCCACGAAAGGCCUGAUUCGGCAGAGCAGCAUGUGCCAGAGGAGCACGGAGGCCGCCAGCCCUCCGAUUGGGGCCUGUGAUCCGGCCCGGUCUUUGUCCGAGCGUAGGAAUAUCCCAAGCUCCCACAGCUUUGAUGGAAGCCUGCCAUCGCCCAAGUAUAGGCCCCAGUGGACUUCGAGCAGGGAGCAGCUGUCUGCCAAGAAAACGGUUCCCUCCUGCCAAUCUGUCGACAGCUUCACUGCUGCCAUCCAGCAGCAAAAGAGUGUGGACGAGGGCCAGAGUUCACAGCAGAGCCUGAGGAAGCCCAUCAGGCUCAUGGCCAACACGCCUCCCAUGAGGCCCACCUCUCUCGAGUAUCACGAGCUGAAUUAUCAUCCAGCCAUGAGGGCUUCCCCUCAGGAGAACUACUACCAGAACAUGUAUGAGCUGAGUGACAGGCCUCAGGCCUUCCUCGACGACAGGCACCAGGCCUUCCUCGACGACAGGCCUCAGGCCUUCCUCGACGACAGGCCUCAGGCUUUCCUCGACGACAGGCAUCAGGCCUUCCUGUCUACUCGGCCCGAAUCCUCGGAGCUCCGCUCGCCGUCCUUUGACCAAACGCCGCGGUCAGAGGUCAGCAGCCAGAGGUCGCCCGGGGCAGACGACGGCGGGUACCAGAUGGUCAGCGCGCAGUACAUCCCGGCUCAGCAGUCGUAUAAAGCCCACACCGCCAGCCACGGCAGCAAAGCCAAAGGCCCACUGAUGAGCAAAGGGCGCUCUGUUGAUGCCUCGCCCGAGGCAGGGGCGCCCCCUGGCUUCCGAGAGAAGGGUAAGGCCUCGAGCAAGAAGUGCCGCUUCAGCGAGGAAUCCGAGCCGGCCAAGAGGAGCGGGCGGAGGCCCUCCCCCCGGGGCAAGAAGACCUGCCGCUCCCAGUCGGAGAACAGCCUCCUGAACCGACAUGGUGUGCCCUGCAUCAAGUACAACACGGUCGAGCGGGACGAGGUGACUGGUGCUAGGCCGACACGCUCCAGGCGACAUCCCAAUGGGUGCCACCGGCGCUGGAGGUCAACAGCGGAGAUCUCCCGGGAUGAGGGGUCAGCCCCGCCCCCAAGCUCCGUGGCCUACCCCCAGGCUGAGGGGCGGCGAAGGCUCAAGAGGUAUCCGAAGACCCCGGGGCACCCGGGAAGCGAUUCGGAGUAUCCGUCCAGGCAUCGCGGGCCAGGGGGCGGUGGGGGCGAGGAGGAGGAGGAGGGGGAAGGGGAGGAGGGGAGGGCACCGGGCACCAGGGUCUAUGCUGCCAACUGCUUCGGGGACAGCGAGUCAAGCCUGAGUGAGGCCCAGUCGCCAGGCCUCAGCAGCGGCUCCAGUGACACAGAUGAGGAGGAGGAGGAGGCCACGGGCCUAGUUUGGCCCCAGCAGCUGACACCGCAGGCCAUGGGCCGAGAGUCUGGGCAACCCAAGGCCUUUGUCAAGAUCAAAGCCUCGCACGCCCUGAAGAAGAAGAUCCUUCGCUUUCGGACAGGCUCUCUCAAGGUGAUGACCACCGUGUGAUGCAGGGCAGACAGACCGGUGUUGCAAAUUCCCACCGCCUCCUGGUCGCCUCGGGAACGUUGCGGGAAAAGCGCUUUUUGCAGCCAACUCGCUAAAAUUUGUGGAAGCGUGCUCAUGCAACCGUCAACAUCGGCGGGUGCACAGAGGUCGCCACCGCGCACAGGAAAAUCCCAGGGAUAAGCCAGCCAGCCAACUUCAGUAUUUCAUUGCUUUGCUCCCCUCACACCUGCCCUCCCGCCCAUCCCCGCACCACCUCGCCGCUCCCCACAACCCCAACUCACAACCUGAAAAGUGACAGGAACAUCAUGCUUUCCAAACAGGACCUUUCACACGGGGCAGGUGGAAUAUUGGUCGGGCCUGGGGAGGGAAAGGGGACGGUGAUUGGCAGAUUGUUCGGGUUGGGGUGUGGAAGGGGGAAUGUGGGAAGAAGUACAGCUAUUGACAUGUUGAUGGGGUAGUGUUCGGGGAUGACCCAGGUUAACAUCACAUCCACAAGGUGGCACCUCUGGGCGCAUGUCCCUCCUUUGGCGCAGCAGCAGUGGGCAUUUAUUGGCCUGGUUGAUGGUGCCUAUGGCCUCAGAGUGGGAUUUAAAUCUGCGGUUUUCUGACUCAUGGGCGAGAUGGUUCUAUCUGAGCCACCAGUUGCCUGUAUUAACCGUUUCUGCCCUCAUUGGUGAGAGGACUCGAGCCUCAAAAGGCCCAUCUUUGUAGUGAAUCACUUCAAGAUGGCAGCCAUCAGGGAACAGUCUCAAUUAAAUAGCUAGGUACACUAGAAAGUAUCCCUAUUUAUCCCCAGCUGUAGGAUCAUGGAUUCCACUAACAGACGGAUAUAGCUUGUGGACAAACUGUGAUUUAUUUAACUCUGUCAUUUAAUGCAACAGUUUGGUGGAAGGCUUCUGUGGUUAGGGGUCAGGCAAAGGUUCACUAUUUCCAUCUCUAAAGCUCCCUCACCUCCUUCUAAGCUCAUAAAUACCUAUAAGCAGGGCUAGAUAGGCUAAAGGAUGUUCUGGAUGACCAAGGAUACUACAAGGAGUCACAGUUUAAGGAUACAGACCGGCCAUUUAAUACUGAGAUGAUGAGAGACUGGGGAGCCUAUGGAAUUCUGUGCCACAGAAAGCGGUUUCUGCCCUGGUUUUAUGUAGGAACAAUGUUCCCAGUAUCCUUCUCCCGUCUUUUCCACAUAACCCUUUUCAGGUGGUGAUCCAAUUCCCUCUUGAGGCUCAGUUGAAUCCGCCUCCACCAUAGUCACAGGCAUUACAUUUUCAGAUCUUAAUCACUCGCUACAUUAAAUGAUUUUGCCUUCCACCACUGUUGCUUCUUUUGAUAUUCACCUUCAAUCUGUUCCCUCUCAUUCUCAAUCCUUCCUCCAAUGGGAAUAGUUUCUCUUUCUACACCAUCUAAUCAUGAUUUUGGAUGCCUCAACCAGAUCUCCCCUCCACCUUCUCCAGCUAAAAUAGUCCCAAUGUCUCCAUUCUCUCUAUGAAACAGGGGUUCUUCAUGCCUCGGACCAUCUUUUUAGGGGUCUCCCUAAUGCCUUCACGCCUAAACAACCUGUUUUCAGUAUUCCUGGCUGAUUUACAAACGGGAAAGGGAUAAGAGUAGGCCACUCAGCCCUGCUAGCCUGUCUCCCAUUCAAUAAGAUCGCGGCUGAUGUGAUUUUCACCUCAGUUCUACGUUCUUUGAUGAACUUUCACCCCCAAAGUUUUUAAGAAUCUAUCUGCCUCUGCCUUAAAAUUAUUGGAUGAUUUUUUACAUCUGCUGUGUUUUUGAGGAGGGGAAUUCCAUAGAUUCACAAUGCUCUAAGAGGAAAAUCAAUUUCCUCUUCUUUGCCCAGCUGGGUCCCCCCCCUUUACUUUUAAGAUAUAAUUCCCUCUCACGUUACAUUAUUUUCCUCUCUUUGUAGGUUCUUAACCUGCUGGCCUUUAAAGCCAUUGAUGCUCAGAGACAAAGCCAAUUGCCCCUUGGACCCCAGAAGCCUGGUGAGGGGUGCAAGAGGGCUAAAACUAUCCCAAUGCAGUGGGGCAAGAAGACAAAGUCUGGAAUUGGCCUCCCUCUGGUUACCAUGGAGAGCCUCGGCCAGCCUCAACAACAAUCCAAUCCCUUCAUCCCAGAAGCCCUUGACCAAGGAAAUGGACCUCCCGCCUUAGAGCUCACCCACCCCCCCCCCACAACAUACCCCAGCAUUCCCAAACGUAGGGUGGCACCAUCCAUCCCUCUCAGCUCCAUUCCUUUCCCAUCCAUGCAAUUAGACAAUGGGACCUGUCAAUAUAGAUCAGCUGGUAGCCAACCUAGUCCUGUAAUCAUUAAGUUGCCAUUAACUCACUACUGAGAGAUCUGCCAUGGAAUUCUUGGCAGUUUUCCCGAUUGUUUGUAGUCAAAGUUAGAAUUCUCUUCCUACCCGGUAAGACUCCACAGAGCAACUUACCAAAAAUGGGAAUUGGGGUAAUUAUUCCCACAGAGAAAGGUGACAGGCCAAGAGUUGUGGGGGAGAAAGGGUGUCUUUAUGGAAGGGCCAGCACGAUCAUGGCAGGCCGAAUGGGCUCCUUCUGUCCUGUAACCUUACAAGCAAAGUCACCCAACAUCUUACCAGACCCUAGGACUGCUCUCUCAUUAGAGAGAGGUGACUGGUGUUGGUUUAACUUGAGGGCCACCACACCUCAGAUGAGGGGAGAGGUUGAAAAGGACAGACUUACACGGUGACCUCAGCCAGGGCUGGGAAUCGAACACACGCUAUUGGCAUCAGUCAGCAUCGCAAACCCAGCCCAUCCAAGCUAAAGCUACCCCCUAUGGUCUAAAAAUGAUGUCCUUUUUCUGCUUGUGCAGCUGGUCAGGUCUCAAUGACGAGGGGAAGCGGGUGAAAAGGUUCAGGCCCCGAACAUUAACCCUUUGUAUUCUCUCCAUGUUCUACCCAGUGACCCAAAAGUGGCGAAGGAGCCUGAGGCCUGAGGCCCAGUGGUGUAUAUAGGAGUGUAAAUGUUGUUGUAGCUGUGUGGAGGGAAAAGGUGGGGUGGGUGUGGGAUGGGGGAGCUUUUGUUUUUCUCUCUCUCUUGCCUCCCUGGCCCGCCGUUCAAAAAUUUUUACUGGGAUAUUUUUAACGAAGAAGAAAAUUUGGUGAAUUUUAAGCGUGAUGCAUUCCACUGCGAUCUUGAUGUGACGUGACAUAUUGGGACCUGAUUGGAUGGGGAGAGGAGUUGGGAGGGAAGGUAGGCACCACUUCAGGGAAUUACUACAGCACACAAGGAGGCCAUUCAGCCUAUUCUGGCUCCAUUAGUCAUUGCCAUUCUACCUGACCGUUUUAAAGUUGAGCGUGGGGGUCGGGGGGAGUUGUGGACACCCCUUCUUGGGAUACAGCCAGGCCCGUGAGGGCGACAAAGAGGUGGUACACUGAGUGGAAGGAUGUGCAGCUUGAGCUCAGUUUCUCUCCCUUCCAACCGCCCCGCCCCCCACCCUCAGACCCAUUGAUAUUAGACUGCAGGCCUUCUGUGACUUUGCGGAGUCAAGAUUGAAGGAUAUUCCUCCAUUUGGAAGCGACCGACCUGCCAUGGGGUGUGGGGGAAAGGGUAUAUAGGGAGCUCCUCAAUAGGGGUCUCCAGUAGCUAAUAGGCAUGGUCUUCCCCAUCGAUGUGGCAAUUAGUUCAUGGCUACUGCAUCCCACAAUGUGACAUUGAUUCAUUGGGAGAGGGCGUUGUGAGGGCA
Molecule: messenger RNA, 6872 nt
Organism: Stegostoma tigrinum
Lineage: Eukaryota; Metazoa; Chordata; Chondrichthyes; Orectolobiformes; Stegostomatidae
Product: dapper 1-like
Exons: 4
Coding region: 645-3176 (843 amino acids)
Biological process (GO): negative regulation of canonical Wnt signaling pathway
Cellular component (GO): cytoplasm
Source: RefSeq, a predicted model, not a curated record